UGGUGUGUUUCUUGAUGGAAGUGCUGAGGAAGUCAGUUGACAAGUUUAAAUGUUAAAAAGUGUGGUAGAUGUGUGCGAAGGCUGUGACUUUGUCAUUAUGUCAGAUAAAAACUCCACAAGAAUAAUGAAGUCCUCAUCUGAAGGUGAAAUACUUGACAGGGAAGAAACACAGUUAAUAAAUGAGGCUGCCGAUUUUACUAGAGCGAACUCUUAUGCAGAGCCGAAGUUAAAACGUACCUUCACUCUUCCUAGGAAUCUUUUGUCGUCGAGAAUGAGUAAAAGAAGAGCUAAACAUAAAGAAGGUAAAGAUGUCAAUGCCUCAAAUGCGCAGACAAUUUCGGAAGUGCAAAAUACGGAUGCCCAAAAGUCAAAUAAAAAAGUGUUUAGAGUUCCUUCAUGGAAGAAGUUUAUAAACAAAGUGGUGCAUCAUAUGUCGACCGUAGGUGUUCCAAAUAAUAAAUAUGUGAGUGUUAAUUAUAAAUAUGACAGGCGUAGACGAGAUACUGUAUCGCUAUCGUCAUCUGAUAUUAGGGUACCACCGACUCGCCCCGCCCACCUUACAAAUCUGGUAAACAGUGACAAGGUCCCCGGUGUAACAGGACUACGUAACCAUGGGAAUACGUGUUUUAUAAAUGCAGUUCUUCAGUGCCUCAGUCAUACCGAUAUUUUAGCCGAAUAUUUUGUUCUGGACCAAUACAAAGUUGACCUCUCCCGUAGGAAUAAGUUGAAUUCAAAAAAAUAUGGCACGAAAGGUGAAGUAACAGAACAGUUGGCCCUUCUCCUAAAAGCUAUUUGGUCGUGUCAGUAUGACCCCGAGAUCACCAACCAAUUUAAGAUAGUUGUCGACAAAUAUGGUAGUCAGUAUAGAGGUAACAAUCAACACGACGCCCAGGAAUUUCUUCUGUGGUUGCUCGAUAAAGUGCAUGAAGAUCUCAACACGGCGACGAAGAAGAAAUACAAGAUUAUUAAGAACUCAUUUGGUCGACCAGAUGAGGUGGUUGCUGCUGAAACAUUGGAAAACCACAUUCGCUGCAACAACAGUUUCGUGCACGCUGUGUUCCAAGCUCAGUUUAGGUCAUCACUAACAUGCCCACGUUGUAAACGGCAGAGCAACACGUUCGACCCCUUCCUCUGUGUGUCUGUGCCUGUACCGCAAAACCAGACGAGGCCCGUGUAUGUCACGGUGCUGUACACUUCGCAGCAGCCGAGACAGGUGAAAUUAGGUGUCUCUCUCCCGGCUCACGCAGAAGUACGAGAAUUGCGUGAGCUGUUGGCAUCCGAUACAUGCAUCUCUGAGAAUCACAUGCUGCUCACAGAAAUAGACGAUUUUGGCUUCCAUCGCACAUUUUCAGACACUCAGCCAGUGUCGAUAAUUAAGGAGACUGACCCUGUAUACUGUCUGGAGCUGCCACAGCUGAAAGAAGCGACAGAGGACAGCGGCGCCUACAUCCUCCUGUGCUGGGUCAACUUGCUCGUUGUCGAUGAUCAAUGUGCGAGGUUUAGCAGUCCAUACACAAUGCAAGUUGGUCGUGAGACAUCCUACAAAGAUCUUCAGAAACUGAUCCUGAAAGAAAUGAACACAAUUCUUCAUGAUGAUGUUCUUGUCAAUUCACAGGAUAUUCCUCUGUUCCGUAUGCGCAUUGUUGAUGGGCUGGGAGGUUCACCUACGUUCCUGGAUCCCCUGCUCGACCACCCACUGUACAUGGAGGCUGUAGAUCAAGCUCUUGCCCUGUGUGAGAAGGAAGCAGGGCCUCCUCAUCUGAAGCUGGUUUUAGAGUGGGAUCUCCAGGCCAAGGACAGCACAAUUGCUGAUGACAGUGACCAAAUGGAAGAACUAGCCAGUGUAAAGCAGCUGAAGAUGAGUACAGAGCAGGGCGGAACUGUCAGCCUGGAGGAGUGCUUUGAGUUGUACACACGAGCAGAAGUUCUGAGCGCUGAAGAUGCCUGGCAUUGCCCAUACUGUAAUCGCAAGCAAGAGGUAGUCAAGAAGUUGGGUCUGUGGUCUCUGCCAGAUAUUCUUGUGAUACACCUAAAACGUUUCAGACAGCAAUCCAAGCAGAGGUCUACAACAAAACUGACAACGCUGGUCGAUUUCCCUCUAUAUGGGUUCGAUAUGAAUCCUCACCUGGCUGACCGACCAAACGGCCCUCCUCCUCAAAACCUGUGUUCACCGGGUGGUGGUGUCCUCGGUGGUCUCGGCUGGUCUCCAUGGAAACGGCCUCGUCGCACUCCUAACCGACCGGAUGACAAUGUGUACGACCUGUACGCAGUGUGCAACCACCAUGGCCAGGAUCCCCAGGGUGGCCAUUAUACAGCUUUCUGCCGGAACCCGUACGAUGCCCAGUGGUACUGUUUUGACGACACUCGCGUGGAGCCCGUCUCCGAGACGAGUAUAGUGACAUCCGCCGCCUACAUCCUGUUCUACCAGCGCCGGGGACUGAGCACGGGUUCCUACUCGGCCAGCUCGGCCGCAUCCACCAGCUCAUCGGGCUCUGGCCUUGACCAUUGGGUCUAUCGGAUGCCUGCUUUCAACCACUCCAUUAGCCGCUCUCAGGAAGACCUCUCCAAUAAAGAAUCAGAAGAAAAUGCUGCGCCAAAUUUCACUCGUGGUGCUCGUAACUACUCGACGCUGCAACCGCAACCGACAAGCAAGCGUUCAGUGGCCACAGAGACCGAAGCCGAGCAUUACUCUGACGAGGAUGCGCCACUUGCCUCUCCCAGGAGUGACUGGCCGAAGGAAGAGCAGAAAUCAGCUGAGAACGAGGUGCCAGCAGAAGUGACACAGAAGGAGAGUGCUGAAGACCAGAGGCAGGAUGUCUCUUGUGAAGCUGGAAUCCCCCCACCCCCACCCCUGCCGAGUGCAGAUGUCCAGCCGCCUACAGUCGUCACGGAGUCGUGUGUGUGACAGGAGGAGGACUUCGUUUUUCCUCACGUCACACUGCUGGCAUCGUUUCCCUGUUUCACAUUGAACAUCAGUUUCUACAAGCAGAAGACAUUUGUACAAUCUGCUUCGAGGUUGCUGUGAGGACUUUUAUGUGGGCCUGAAAUUGCUCUGUUAAACAGGGAAACAAACCAUUACACCUAAACCGUUACUCGUCGUCGGUUAUCGUGUUCUAGGCUUCUUACUAUGCGGCAUAUUUGCUUUAAUGGCAGUUACCUCACUGAAUUCCAAAGUACAACUAUCAUGAAGUUCUAUUUUAGAUGCCUCUCAAAAGUAAUACUGAAUGCAUAUCAUGAUGUAUUUUCAAGUGUAAUAUUCCUAUUGCACAGUUGUUUAUAUUUCAAGAUCUGUAUAUGAUGUAGUGCAGUUACAGAAUUUUGUAAGUAUGAAAAUGAUACAAAGUAAACAUUUAGUUUGGAAUACAGAGAAGAUUCUUUAACAAUGUUUCAGAUCAUUAUAGAGAUGCUACUUGAAUAUGGAUCAUAUUCCACAGUUUGUUUUGAUAUUUGUACUGCAGAGAAAAAGCUCUUCAGCUAAUACAUUAAGAUCAGGUUAAUUAUGGCUUUCUAAAAUUUAUUCAUUUUUUAAAAGCAUGUGAGCCAUUUGUAAAUUGAAGCAGAAAAUCAAGUUAGAGGCAACCACCAUGGUUGCUAAAAUGUUAGCAGUUGAGCUGGUGAUUUACUUAAGGUGAUUUCUUGGUGCAGUUUAUGGAUGGCUGGUUUACAUGCUCUGAAAUUAGCAGCGUGUUUGGAGAUACUUGCACCAAUAUUGAUGCACUUCAUCCAUAAAAAAAAAUUAGUUCAGACAAGAAUUAUUACUUUAAUUUUGUUAACUUUUUAAUCAAUUUAUAACAUACUGAUGGAAUGCCGAAGAUUUUUGUAGAUUUUAUAAACAAUGCAGACAAAUGUGACUUAGUCAAGUAACUGAAACCAUAACCACCUAUCAGAAACUGAUGCAACAGUUGUGUACUGGAAUUUUCGACUAUCUGUUAUUGUGAUUAAGUUAUC
Molecule: messenger RNA, 3948 nt
Organism: Schistocerca nitens (vagrant locust)
Lineage: Eukaryota; Metazoa; Arthropoda; Insecta; Orthoptera; Acrididae
Gene: Usp15-31
Product: ubiquitin carboxyl-terminal hydrolase 31
Exons: 12
Coding region: 50-2905 (951 amino acids)
Biological process (GO): protein deubiquitination
Molecular function (GO): cysteine-type deubiquitinase activity
Source: RefSeq, a predicted model, not a curated record